GCAGAGAGGCGGCUUCUCUCGCGAGGACGGACGCCAUUAUCGCAUCUCCUCGACAAACACCACGAGAAUUCCGCAGCCCACACGGUGACAGAAAGCCCGGGCUUCGUGAGUCUGAUUCCUGCCCAUUGACCGGCCACUCUGCUCUCGUCCUGGAUGAUGUCAGAACAGGACCUGGCGGAUGUGGUGCAGAUCGCCGUGGAGGAGCUGAGUCCCGACCACCCAGUUGUACUGGAGAAUCAUGUAGUGACAGACGAAGAUGAACCAGCUUUGAAACGUCAGCGACUAGAGAUCAACUGCCAGGACCCUUCUAUAAAGUCAUUCCUGUAUUCCAUUAACCAGACAAUCUGCUUGCGAUUGGAUAGCAUUGAAGCCAAGCUGCAGGCUCUGGAGGCCACAUGUAAAUCACUGGAAGAGAAACUGGAUCUGGUCACCAACAAGCAGCACAGCCCCAUCCAGGUGCCCAUGGUGGCGGGCUCUCCUCUCGGCGCCACCCAGACCUGCAACAAAGUGCGAUGCGUCGUCCCCCAGACUACAGUAAUUCUCAACAGCGAUCGGCAGAGCGCCGUUGUAGCCAAGAUGGAAGACCCCCUGAGCGGCAGGGCGCCGGAUCCCCUGGAAAAUAUCAUUAGCAACGCGGUGCCCGGGCGUCGGCAGAACACCAUCGUGGUGAAGGUGCCAGGUCAGGAGGACAGCCACAAUGAGGACGGGGAGAGCGGGUCCGAGGCCAGCGACUCCGUCUCCAACUGUGGACAGUCGGGAAGUCAGAACAUCGGCAACAACGUCACCCUCAUCACCCUGAACUCGGAAGAGGACUACCCCAACGGCACGUGGCUGGGGGACGAGAACAACCCCGAGAUGCGGGUGCGCUGCGCCAUCAUCCCCUCCGACAUGCUGCAUAUCAGCACCAGCUGCCGCACCGCCGAGAAGAUGGCGCUCACGCUGCUGGACUACCUCUUCCACCGCGAGGUGCAGGCCGUCUCCAACCUCUCGGGCCAAGGCAAGCACGGCAAGAAGCAGCUCGACCCCCUGACCAUCUACGGCAUCCGCUGUCACCUCUUCUAUAAAUUUGGAAUCACGGAAUCCGACUGGUAUCGAAUCAAACAGAGCAUCGACUCCAAAUGUCGGACGGCCUGGCGGCGAAAACAGCGAGGCCAGAGCCUGGCCGUCAAGAGCUUCUCCCGGAGAACCCCGUCCUCGUCCUCGUACGGCGCCUCAGAGACCAUGAUGAGCACGCCGCCGCCCGCCAGUGAGCUGCAGCAGCCCCCGCCUCAGGCCCUGCACUACGCCCUGGCCAACGCCCAGCAGGUCCAGAUCCACCAGAUCGGGGAGGACGGACAGGUCCAAGUAGGCCACCUCCACAUCGCCCAGGUGCCUCAAGGGGAGCAGGUGCAGAUCACGCAGGACAGCGAGGGCAAUCUACAGAUACACCACGUGGGACAAGAUGGGCAGGUGCUGCAGGGGGCCCAGCUGAUAGCCGUGGCUUCUUCGGACCCUGCUGCCACGGGGGUGGACGGCUCGCCGCUCCAGGGAAGCGACAUCCAGGUCCAGUACGUGCAGCUGGCGCCGGUGACAGACCACACCGCCGCAGCCCAGGGUCACGACGGAGCCCCCCGCUCUCCACUCCGGAGGACACCCCGUGACUUUCUGCUUGUUGGACCUGCCAAGGACCGAGGCAAGGGGCCGGCGGGAGUGAGUCCGAAUCCACGCGUGCCGUCAGCCCGUGUUCACAUCCCUUCUCCCUGGGCCGCCAGAGCCGCACCCUGACUCCCACUGAACGUGGUCGAUCGAGCCAGACAACGUGGGUAGGGAUGUCGGCCCGUGAACUUGGCGCCGGAUUCGGGAAGCAGCUUCCGACUGUGGUGCUGAGGUCCCUCGGGACGGGCCGCCAGGCUUCACGCCGGCAUCACGGGAGCGAAGCGGAUCCUCUGCUGGUGUCCACGCGCAGGUGGCUCGGCCCUGACGCAUCCAGACGUCUCUUCCCACCGAGGUCCUUUUCAGCCCGAUCUUCAGGGUUCCUAGUACCUCCAGGGGCAAGGAGUUCCCUGCUGAACUAGCCACGUCGACUGGCAUUUCUCUUCAGGGCCCGAAAUACCCUCUCAAGGGUCAAAAGGCCUCACGAGUCUGUCGUGGUGACGGCAGACCCAAACCACUGACUCACGGGCUUCAUAUCGGUGAAACGUACAGCGUGUGAGUUAUUUCACAGUAAAGCAGUUAAUGACAACAGCAUCACUCUGGCGCUUCAUUACUCUUUCUGUUACUCCUUCGAACUCCUAACAGGUGGCUGUAGAGGGGGUCAGGCACCACCACCGUCCCCAUUUUGCUGCUGAGGGAGCUACGUGACAGUCACAGCCCCGGACGGGGAGUGGAAGGGCUAAGACUUCGGCCCGUAGAUUGUGAGUUUGGCUCUUUCUGUGAGCUCACCGCCAGCCCACCUUCCAUGACUUAACGCUGACCACCCUCCUAUCUAAUUUGGUCACUCUCAGGUUGUUUGAUCUGAUUCCCUGGACCCUCCCGUUGCUUUUUU
Messenger RNA from Physeter macrocephalus (sperm whale), 2524 nucleotides. RefSeq names its product BTG3 associated nuclear protein (gene BANP). The transcript has 14 exons. Gene Ontology annotation, biological process: protein localization to nucleus; negative regulation of protein catabolic process. The record is from RefSeq and is a predicted model, not a curated record. NCBI's taxonomy places the organism in Eukaryota, Metazoa, Chordata, Mammalia, Artiodactyla, Physeteridae. The coding region runs from base 154 to 1764 and encodes 536 amino acids. Gene Ontology annotation, molecular function: DNA binding.